CGCGUCAAACCACUUUACGAGCACUGCUACUUUGCCGCGACCCCUCUCAAUACAGAAUACCACAGCAAAACACACACAAUCAUGAUCCGCCACGAUUAUUCUCGAGUCGACACCAAACGACGCCCCAACAUUGACUACAAGAAACGGCAGUUUGCGAAAGCAGAAUUUCAACAACAGAAUUAUGAUCAUCGUCUCAACUUCUACAGGCUGCCGCCCACGGCAGAGAUCACGCUGGAGGAGUUCGAAACAUGGGCAAUCAGCCGUCUGAAAGUCCUCUCAGAGCUUGAAUCCUGCAGUUUCCGCAACCGAAGCCCUGAAGAGACCGCCGAGUACAUGACCAGCAUCCUGUCGAAACACCUUCCUCUUCACUCCAACUCCUCUAGAAGCCAAAGCUUGCAAGAUGAACGGCGCAAAGAUCACUAUUCACACUUCAUUUUGCGGCUCGCGUUUUCUUCGACCGAAGAACUGCGCCGCCGAUUUUCGCGGUUGGAAACGAUGCUCUUUAGGUUGCGAUUCAGAGAUGAUGACUUCAGGGAGAGGCAGGAGUUUGUAAAAGACCUGAGCUUGGAGUGGGAAGAAGUGGACGAGGAUGAGAAGAGGGAGUUGAAAGACCAAUUAAUGGCUGCCAGCUCACUGAAGAAGGGCGACGAACAGGAGUGGAUCAAAGUGGAUUGGGAAAGAGUGCCCGAACUCGUGGAACAGAGAAGGGUUUUGAUGAAGAGAGGAAAGGCAUAUGUGCCGCAGAGGGAGCAACAGAGUCUGGUCGUUGCUGAUUUCACCAAACGGUUGGAUGAAGCCCUUUCGCUGACGGCCCGCGCACUCCCCCGCCUCGAUGAAGACGACCGUCUCGCCCCCAUACUCGCCCACCUUUCCCAAUCCUUCAACUCCCCCGACGCAGCCUACUCCUCCUCAGACGCCGAAAUCGACGGCCUCUCCUCCAUCCGCGCAAACUCCAUCGAUACCCUCUCCAAAAACUUCCCCCUCUGCAUGCAAAACCUCCACAUGACCCUCCGCGCAAAUUCCCACCUAAAACACUACGCCCGUCUCCAAUACACCCUCUUCCUCAAAGGCAUCGGUCUCAGCCUCGACGAAUGCAUCAUCUUCUGGCGCAAAUCCUUCAAACUAAUGACAGACGACAAAUUCCAAAAAGAAUACAAAUACAAUAUCCGCCACGCCUAUGGCGACGUAGGCGGCGAUGCGAAUCGUCGCGGGCGCGGUUAUACUCCUUACUCGUGCCACAAGAUCAUCACUGAGCCAUUACCUGGACCCGGACAAGCCCAUGGAUGUCCAUAUCGCACGUUCACGCCUGACAACCUUACAGCUAUGUUGCAGCGCGUUGGCGUGCAGGAUCGCGAUUUACUCAAGGCGGUUAAAGAGGAUGUGAACAAGACUCGGUACCAUGUUGCGUGCAAUCGUGUGUUUGAGUAUUCGCAUAAGAGGGAGAUUAAAAAGGUCAAGGAUGAUGGGAGUUGGAGCGCGGCAGAUUUGGAUACCAUUGUGCAUCCAAAUGCGUAUUUCAAGAGGAGUUGGCUUUUGAAACAUGUUGGGGAUGGGAAUGCGGGUGUGGUGGCCGGUGCUGGGGAUAAGAUGGAGGAGUAG
Molecule: messenger RNA, 1599 nt
Organism: Periconia digitata
Lineage: Eukaryota; Fungi; Ascomycota; Dothideomycetes; Pleosporales; Periconiaceae
Source: the annotation of a GenBank genome assembly